UUAAAGACAACAUUUUUAAUGUACAGUAGUACUGUACAUGAAAAACAAACAAUACUAUAAAACAUUUUUAAUCUUGCCUUGUACCCUGUAUAGUACAACAGCUGGCAUACAGGGACUGGCAUGGAGUGAACAGGCAAGUUACUGACUGGAGGAGGGAGAGGUGGGAGAUGGUGGAGCUGAAGGAUCGUCAGCAAUAGAAGAUGGAGGCAAUGUUCCUGGUAGGUUUAUCUGGUGGUAUUGCUUCAGGAAAGAGUACAGUGGUAAACAUCCUUCGAGAAUUAGGUUGUACUGUAAUCGAUGCUGAUGUCAUCGCAAGGCAGGUGGUUAAACCUGGGACAUCGGCACAUGACCAGAUUGUACAACUCUUUGGAGUGGAGGUUCUGCUGGAGAGUGGAGAGCUGGACCGGGAGAAGUUGGGUGCCAUUAUCUUCUCUGACCCAGAAAAGAGACGGCUGCUAAAUUCAAUCACCCAUCCUCCAAUCCGCAGAGCCAUGCUUAAGCAGACAAUCUGGUACUUCCUUGUGGGGUGCAGGUACGUGAUCCUAGACAUUCCGCUGCUCUUUGAGUCCAGGAAUCUGACUCGCUACAUGAAACACACUGUUCUUGUUUACUGUGAUCCUCAGACUCAGCUAGAGCGUCUGAUGAAGAGGAAUUCUCUUUCUCAGGAAGAGGCCAGGAAACGACUGGCUGCACAGCUCCCUCUGGACAGCAAACUCCCACUGGCCGACCAUGUCAUCAACAACUCAGGAGACAGGGAGACUGCCAGACGUCAAGUCCUGCAACUGCACGCACGGUUAGAAGCCUCACGAGGUUACCUGCCAGCUCGAGUGGCUGCUAUAACAAUAGCCACAGGACUGGUAGCUUUCUUCUGGGGCCUCCUUAGGCGAUUCUGGCAUUAAAAGAAAAGAUUUAGUUCCCCUUCUCUUUAUAGGCAAAAUGACUUUAUGGCGGUGACUUGUUUUAAAUUCUCUUAAUUUUACUCAGAUGAACAAGUUUAACGCUUUUUAUCUAUUACGUACUUUUUACACCUGUGACAUUGUGCAGUCUGCCUGUACUUUUAACAGGAAGAAACAGAAAACCAUUUUACUCUAUUUUCUUUAAUUACUCCUCAGUUUCGCUUUUUUCAGACUACUUGAAUUCUGUUUUCUGCACUGGUCCCUAACACCUCAUUUUAAAGGUUAUCCCACUUAUCCAUUACAUUUUCUGUAAAUUAUUACUUCACCAAUAACCAAAGAGUCUUCUGUAUAAUAUUUUAACACCAUUUCAUGUUUUAAUAUUUAAAAUGUUAAUGUUUUUAAAUUACAAUUGUGAAUUUUAUCAUGCGGCAAAGUGAAUGUGCAUUAAAGGGAGAUCAUGCACAUAUAGAAGCUUAGAAUAACAACAUUUAGAUGUGAUAUAUAAUACAUUUUUAGAUUAUCUAUUGCUUUAAACUAAUGCCAAAUAUUCUAAUUGUUUUACUCCUUUAAUGAACAAUGUAUUAAAGCUACGUACGUUUUUUUAAAUGAAAAAAGUACUGAAGACGUGUUUGUGUGUUGAUUUUAUGAUAAAUGACAAAACUGCUGCCAUGUACUAAAAUGGUUUAAUAAAUUGCACUGUGGUUGUUGCAUAA
Bombina bombina (fire-bellied toad) is the source of this 1609-nucleotide messenger RNA. It is a transcript of the gene DCAKD, whose product is annotated as dephospho-CoA kinase domain containing. The coding region runs from base 201 to 899 and encodes 232 amino acids. The transcript has 5 exons. Gene Ontology annotation, molecular function: ATP binding; dephospho-CoA kinase activity. Gene Ontology annotation, biological process: coenzyme A biosynthetic process. Lineage: Eukaryota; Metazoa; Chordata; Amphibia; Anura; Bombinatoridae. The record is from RefSeq and is a predicted model, not a curated record.